Messenger RNA from Hyla sarda, 4182 nucleotides. It is a transcript of the gene SEPTIN2, whose product is annotated as septin 2. The record is from RefSeq and is a predicted model, not a curated record. Gene Ontology annotation, biological process: cilium assembly; cytoskeleton-dependent cytokinesis; cell division. Bases 149 to 1207 code for a protein of 352 amino acids. Lineage: Eukaryota; Metazoa; Chordata; Amphibia; Anura; Hylidae. Gene Ontology annotation, molecular function: GTPase activity; molecular adaptor activity; GTP binding. Gene Ontology annotation, cellular component: septin complex; microtubule cytoskeleton; synaptic vesicle. The transcript is spliced from 13 exons.
UUUGGCUGGACGCUCGGUGGACGCUGAUUGGCUGGCAGGGGCCGUGGGCGUUCCGAGGCGGUUCUGACGGGAGUUUGCCUCAGGUUGCAAGUUUUGAGCUGGGUUUGUUCGGCACCGGAAACCGGGAGUUUUCAUAUUAAAUCACAAGAUGUCAAAGGCUCAGUUUACGAAUCCAGAAACCCCUGGAUAUGUUGGAUUUGCUAAUCUCCCAAAUCAGGUUCACCGAAAAUCUGUGAGAAAAGGAUUCGAGUUUACUUUGAUGGUUGUAGGUGAAUCUGGUUUGGGCAAGUCUACUCUGAUUAACAGCCUUUUCUUGACGGAUUUGUAUCCUGAACGCAUAGUGCCUGGUGCAUCUGAUAAAAUUGAACGUACAGUGGAAAUUGAAGCAUCUACAGUAGAGAUAGAGGAAAGAGGUGUGAAGUUGCGUCUUACUGUGGUUGACACACCAGGCUACGGCGAUGCAAUGAACUGUGAAGACUGUUUCAAGCCGAUCAUUCACUAUGUGGAUGACCAGUUUGAGCGAUACCUUCAUGAUGAGAGUGGUCUGAACCGACGACACAUUGUGGAUAAUCGUGUCCACUGCUGCUUCUACUUCAUCUCUCCCUUUGGUCAUGGUUUAAAACCCCUUGAUGUCCAAUUCAUGAAGGCUUUACACAACCGGGUGAAUAUUGUUCCAGUGAUUGCCAAAGCAGAUACUUUAACUCUGAAGGAACGUGAAAGACUCAAGAGAAGAGUCUUGGAUGAGAUUGAAGAACAUGGAAUAAAAAUUUAUCAGCUCCCAGAUGCAGAAUCAGAUGAAGAUGAAGAUUUCAAGGAACAGACAAGACUUUUAAAGGCCAGUAUUCCCUUCUCUGUUGUUGGUUCCAAUCAGCUUAUUGAGGCCAAAGGUAAAAAGGUUAGAGGUCGGCUGUAUCCAUGGGGAGUGGUUGAAGUGGAAAACCCAGAACAUAAUGACUUCCUGAAGUUGAGGACAAUGCUGAUCACCCACAUGCAGGAUCUGCAAGAGGUGACUCAAGAUCUGCAUUAUGAGAAUUUCCGCUCAGAGAGACUCAAAAGAGGAGGCGCUAGCAAAGUUGAGAAUGUGGAAGUCUCAAAGGACCAGAUACUGCUGGAGAAGGAAGCAGAGCUUCGACGCAUGCAGGAAAUGAUUGCAAGAAUGCAGGCUCAAAUGCAGAUCCAGAGACAGGGAGGAGAAGAACACGUGUAAUGGUCUACAAGCAUAGAAUAUGGAACGAGCAGUGCUGCCUUGGGAGAUUUACUUGUGCCCAUUGUACAGUCCACAUACUGACAAAUAUUACACACACUUUUUUUUCAUUUUUUUUAAAUACUUUUUCAAGGAUUAUUGUGUCGUCGUAUAGUUAUGUGACAAUAGACUAGAAGCAUCUAUAAUCUCUUGAGAACCUUGUUACUUAGAAUUCUGUUACAUUAUAUAAUCACUUACUGUUACAUAUUAGAAAAUUGAACUGAUCCUUCAGUACAUUUCUUGACAAACUUGACAUCUUUUCUGUGUCACCUAUGUCAUCAGUCAGCAGCAUUACGCCACUCACAUUAACAACCGUCUUUGGGAACAUUACAUUUUUUAAAGAAAUUCAGUGCUCACACAACUGGGCUGUCGUAGCUACAUUCUAGUAGUGCCGUUAUGAAACUCUAGAGCAGUGGUCUUCAACCUGCGGACCUCCAGAUGUUGCAAAACUACAACUCCCAGCAUGCUCGGACAGGCGUUGGCUCUCCGAGCAUGCUGGGAGUUGUAGUUUUGCAACAUCUGGAGGUCCGCAGGUUGAAGAUCACUGCUCUAGAGAAUUGUUCUUGCAGAAGUAGGUGAAAUCUUGCUUCGUAUCAAAGGGAGAUACCACUAUGAAUACUGUAUUAACUAUAACCCAGAAAUGCUAAACUGUAUUGAAGAGUCUGACCUUAUACUACCAGUUGUUGAGGAACACUUCCUUAUACCACUCCACUUCCUUAUACCUUUGAGGCCUAUAAACUUUAGGACUUAUUAACAAGAUAUAAAGAAGUUAACAGUUCAUUACCAUUCAGAUUCCUUUGCUGAUCUUUCUAGCUUCCAACAGCACCCAGGUCUUCUUUUUGGAACAGAUGUCAUGUGACUGCUGCAGCUACUGCCUCAUUGGUCACAUAACAUACCCUAGACAUCAUGGUUUCUAUCACUGAGCAGUAAGGCACGUGAUAGCUGAGGCGGUCAUAUGACAUCCCCUCCAAAAACAAUCAGGGUGCUGAUGGGAGCCUGAACGUGGGAUCAGAAAGGCGAAUAACAGCUUGUUGUUUUAAUGCAUUCAGGGUCAUUUUAAAAAAACUACAACUAGAUUACACCUUUAUGUGGGACUUAAAUUAAAUCUGGCCAUAAGCUUAGAAGGGUUAGUACCAAUUUCUGUUUCAGGGCAUGUUCACACAUUUCACAGAUUUCUAAUGGCGCAUGCAUGCAUACAUACAGGGCCAUAUCGGUGUGUGUGUGUGGUUAAUUAGAAGUGAAUGGAGUCAAUUUGUAAUACCACAUACAACCUGAGGACAAGUGUGGUGCUAUUUAUGGAAGAAAUUAGCUCUGUUUUUCUGUUCCUGGGUAAGACUCCGCAUACACAUUCAUGUUUCGCACUGCUGAGCAUAUGUGUUUUCAUUGGGGAGAAGGGACUAUGCCACUGCCAGGCACCUUUUGGUGACAGCUUAUCUACCAUUAGAGAAAAGAACUGAACAUUUUAAAAAUCAACAUGUCCAAUCUUUUUUUUCCUCAAAAGAGAAGAGUUGACCCCCCCCCCCCCAAAUAUGCAUAAGAUAGUUGGUUUAAUCUAGGCAUAUGGGCACCUUUAAUGUAUGUGUGAAGGAGCCAGACAUCUCUCGAACCACUGUUGGUUUUUAAACAACUGGUGUCAAAAAAAUAAACAGAUUUGUAGAUUACGUCUAUUUAAAAAUCUGAAUCCUUCCAGUACUUAUCAGAUGCUAUAUGCUCCACAGGGAGAUCUUUUCUUUUUUAAUUUCCUCUCUGUCUGACCACAGUGCUCUCUGGUGACAUCUCGGUCCAUGUCGGGAACAUUCCAGAGAAGGAUAGGUUUGCUAUGGUGAUUCGCUCCUGCUCUGGACAGUUCCUAAAAUGGACAAAGGUGUCCUGUGAAACAUAUAGUAGCUGAUAAGUACUGGAAGGAUUAAGAUUUUGAAAUAGAAGUUAUUUUCAAAUAUGUUUAACUUUCUGGUACCAGUUGAUUUAAAGGGGUAAUCCGGUGGAAAACAAAUAAAAAUAAAAAAAAAUAAAAAGUUUUUCACCCGAGUACCCCUUUAAAAAAAAAAGUUUUCCAGUGGAGUACCCCUUUAAGGGUAUCUGGUGAGCCCUGUUUACAAGUUAUAUUGGCAUAUCGUGCUGAAGAUGGCAGUAUAAUGUUAAGCUUUCUACUGCAAUUUUUUUACAGACUUUUUCCAUUUAAAAAAUUCUCAAUGCUGUGAUUUACAAACAUUUUACAAUUGUCCUUAUGCAUUUCCUAGAUUUUUGUUACCUGGUGGCACUAAGGUGUAUACACAGAUUAUGAAAGCUAAAAUAAAAUUGCCGUUCACUCAGUUAUUUAAAGCUUUUACAGGAUAUAUCAGUAAUUAAAAAGCAUUUUUUUAUAUAUAUAUUAUUGCACUGUAUCUAUUAUGGAGUAAAAAUGGGUCUUUCUCAAAAAUUUUGCUUUGUUUCUCUUCUGUAGGCUGCAUGUUUUCACAUAAAGUGCAGACUACUCUUCAUUUUAUAUGAAGCCUUUCAGGGGAGCUACCUGAUGGCUCAGUCUCCAGCCCUGCUCUACUGUUCUGAACAAUCUUUUAGCCGAUUUAAGGCAAGGUCGAAAGUUGACUCAACUGUCGGGCAGCUCCUCUGAUGGACUUCAUUCUGUAGAGACAAAGCAGCUUGUACUAACUGUGAAAUCCUGCUAGUCAGCUAAGAAGGUGUACUAACUCUGCUGUUAUUUCUCCACAAUCUUCUGUUCAGGAGUUUAGUAUUAUAUUGAACUAGUGUUUAAUAGGACACUGAUCCAUAGGUGAAUGGUUUGUUUUGUGCCUUAGGUAAUUCGUUCAAUGGUUUGAUAUUUUCUGUUGCAAGUGUUUUUUACUUUUUAUAUAUUAUUUCAACAUAAUGUUUGUUUCCCUUUUAAUAUUUGCAUAUAUUAAAUAAAGCUACCCUGAGGGCAGAUAAAGGGCUUUGCGAUU